AUGUCCGCUUCAGAUUAUAAGCUCCCUGCCAACUUGGAGUCCUUUUCUCAAACUGAGGGUUCUCAGACCGGGGUGAAAGAAAUUAAAAUCGUGGUCAUUGGAGAUUCUGGAUGUGGUAAAACCUCGUUGUUGAUCAACUACAAGGACGGCAAGCCCGCCAACCAUAAGGACUACGUUCCGACGAUUUUCGAAACUUAUAACUGUCUGAUUUCCAGCGGUUCGUCCACGUUCAAGCUCUCGUUGCAUGAUACGGCCGGCCAAGAAGAUUUCGAGGGCUUAAGAACGCCCAUUUACUCCGACGUCGACGUGGUAGUUGCAUGUUACUCCGUGGACUCGCAGCCGUCGCUUGCUAAUAUCAUAGAGACGUGGGUCCCCGAGGUCCAGAAUUACCAGCCUGAUGUGCCUAUAAUUUUAGUCGGGACCAAAUGCGACCUGAAAGCCGAGCUUAGCCACGACCAGCUCGUCACAAAGGAAGAGGAGCUCGAGGUGAGUUCCCAGAUCGGCAAAACCGUGUUUGGCCACCUGCAAGCCUCUGCCAUCACUGGCGAGAACGUGAAAAAAGUGUUUGAUGUCUGUGCCAGCGUCAUGGCCGGCAAGGCUCCGCCUGCUGCUCCCGCUACCGACAGGCCGACUGCCUCCAAAACUGCUCCUGCUACCGGAACAAAAGCAUCGACCGAGGAAAAGGGCGGUUGCUGCGUGAUUGUUUGA
Molecule: messenger RNA, 708 nt
Organism: Ogataea philodendri
Lineage: Eukaryota; Fungi; Ascomycota; Pichiomycetes; Pichiales; Pichiaceae
Exons: 1
Coding region: 1-708 (235 amino acids)
Biological process (GO): small GTPase-mediated signal transduction
Molecular function (GO): GTPase activity; GTP binding
Source: RefSeq, a predicted model, not a curated record